GUGUGUAAUCCUCCAUGGACGGUGAAGUCUCCUCUCCGCUCUCCAUCAUCAUCAUCAUCAUCUGCAGAAAAAUGCGAGCGGGGAGCGGUAAGAACACGUCAGGCCGGGCUCCCGUCCCUCCGUCGCAGACAUGAGCGCUCUGUGCUCGGCCUCGUCCACCCGCAACAAGUCGCCCCCACCAUGCGGAUCCACUGCAAAGUAGUUGCGAUCGCCGUGUGCUUCGGAGUUUUUCUACUUUUAUACUUUUUGGGGGGCAACACCGCCGACGAUCCGCUGCUGAAAGAAGUUGUAGAGGAGGAGGCGGAGGAGAACGCCAACUCUUCCCCGUCGCCAUCCGACCUCGGACGCAAUGUUGCAGCAAAGUUUGCAAGGAAAUCGUCCGGAAAUCGCCCGGAAGAGACUCUCCAGGGACGAAAAGAGGCGAAAUCAGUCAAUAGAGGGGCCGGGGGGAAUGCAAAGAGUAAACAGCGGGCUUAUGUGGGCCGACCUGUGACCAAACGGGCCCGGGCGGAGGACGUCAUGCACCUGGCAGUGGUGGCUUGUGGGAAUCGUCUGGACGAGACCCUCACCAUGGUCAAAUCUGCCCUCCUGUUCAGCCUCAAGAAGAUCAAGUUUCACAUUUUUGCCGAGGACCCCUUGGCCCCUCGAUUUGAAGAGAAGCUGAAGCAGUGGCCUCGCUCCAUCUCAGCCAAGUUCCAGUACAGCAUCUACCCCAUCACCUUCUCCGUGGGCAACGCCGAGGAGUGGAAGAAGCUCUUCAAACCCUGUGCCGCUCAGAGACUCUUCCUCCCUGUGAUCCUGAAGGAUGUGGACUCGUUACUGUACGUCGACACUGAUGUGCUGUUCCUGCGGCCCAUGGACGACAUGUGGAGUCUGUUUAAAGCCUUCAACAGCUCCCAGUUGGCGGCGAUGGCCCCAGAGCACGAGGUCCCCAAGAUCGGCUGGUACAGUCGCUUUGCACGCCACCCCUUCUACGGGGUCACCGGGGUCAACUCUGGGGUCAUGCUGAUGAAUCUGACAAGGAUCCGCAGCACUCUGUUCAAAAACAGUAUGAUCCCCAGUGGCUUGUCGUGGGAGGAUCUUCUACAUCCACUCUAUCAGAAGUACAAGAACCACAUCACCUGGGGAGACCAAGACCUCCUCAACAUCAUCUUUCAUUACAACCCAGAGUGUCUGUUCAUCUUCCCCUGCCAGUGGAACUACAGGCCUGACCACUGCAUGUACGGCAGUAACUGUAAAGGGGCCGAGGAGGAGGGCGUGUCCAUCCUCCACGGCAACCGCGGGGUGUACCACGACGACAAGCAGCCCGCCUUCAAAGUGGUCUAUGAUGCAAUACGUGAUUUUCCCUUUGAGGACAACAUGUUCCAGUCGCUGUUUUACCCCAUCCAGGCCAAGUUCCUGGACACGGUGAACACCCUGUGCGGUCGGAUUCCUCAAGUGUUCCUCAAACAGAUAGAGAAGACCAUGAGGAGGGUGUUCGAGGAUACGGUGGUUCAUCACAUGCGACGGCACAAAUAAACAACCAACGGAGACAGAGACUCCCUGUUUUAUCUGACGAUGGUCUUGUUUGGUUUUCACAUCGGCGUCUCCCAGACUAAACCGGAAACCUCGUCAUGGUCGUUUUUUUUGUUUGUUUGUUUUUCAACACGGGACACUUUUCCUGGAAUGACUGAAUGAAUUUUGUGAUCCUAUGAUAUUGAUGGUGAGCCUAUGAACACACAGAAGCAUACAGUGCCGGUCAGUGAUGCUGUAGAGUAGGUUUACCUCACUGCCAUCAUCACAUUUUCAUACUCAGUCAGUGUAUAUUUUGGUAAUUGGAUUUUAUUUUCAGAAACAAAAGGAAA
Messenger RNA from Sphaeramia orbicularis (orbiculate cardinalfish), 1844 nucleotides. It is a transcript of the gene gxylt2, whose product is annotated as glucoside xylosyltransferase 2. The transcript has 7 exons. The coding region runs from base 181 to 1518 and encodes 445 amino acids. Gene Ontology annotation, biological process: protein O-linked glycosylation via N-acetylgalactosamine. NCBI's taxonomy places the organism in Eukaryota, Metazoa, Chordata, Actinopteri, Kurtiformes, Apogonidae. The record is from RefSeq and is a predicted model, not a curated record. Gene Ontology annotation, molecular function: UDP-xylosyltransferase activity.